This is a messenger RNA of Sesamum indicum (sesame), 760 nucleotides long. RefSeq names its product transcription termination factor. Gene Ontology annotation, biological process: regulation of mitotic cell cycle spindle assembly checkpoint. Gene Ontology annotation, cellular component: anaphase-promoting complex. The record is from RefSeq and is a predicted model, not a curated record. NCBI's taxonomy places the organism in Eukaryota, Viridiplantae, Streptophyta, Magnoliopsida, Lamiales, Pedaliaceae.
AUGACCCAGUACCCAUGGUCGACCCGGGUCAUUCCGACGUCGUAUCUGCUUCCGGCGCAGUGGCCCCAGCCACAGAACGACGAGCUCCUCCUCGCCAUGGAAGAAUCCGAGUACGAAGACAAGUGCAAUGAAAUCAGAAAGGCGAAUAGCAACAUAAUCAUUAUUGGGAAAACCACUGUUGAUAACGAUAAAGAAGAUUUUGAUAAUGAUGCCGAUGAUGAUGAUGCUGACAAUGCAGAGGAGUCCGAAGGUGAUGAAUUUGAGCAGGAAACCGGUUGAAGUACAUCACAUGCCUGCUUCAGCUGUAUAAAUGCUGGAAUUGUUAAUGUACUGAAUCUUGAACAAAUUUUGCUUGUUACUUCACUUGUAAUCAUAGCUUCUGCCUUUCAAUAUCUUUUUCCUGCAUCCAGUCUACAAGUCACUCAGUGGCAGUGCUAAUGAUGUCUCAGCUACAACUUGUAUGAGAUCAUUUCAGCUCCAUGAAAUAUGUUUGUGUGAUGACACAGUGCAAGCAGACGUUCUUUCUGGGACAAUAGAAAGCAAUGUUCUUUACAGACCUUAGUUACAGGGCCUCAUCUGUGCUAACCUCUCUUUGCAGAAUGUGGGUGUUGUUGUGCUUGAUCAGGUUGUUCAUGUACCAUGCUGGUAUGUUUAUUGUGCAAUAGUUGAUUUAAAAGCUGUAUUGUAUUAUUGAAUGAUCUCAAGAACAUUCUUAUUCAUAGGGAGAUCAAAAUCAAUGAUACCAUCUGUUUUCUCUUGA